Messenger RNA from Fusarium pseudograminearum CS3096, 186 nucleotides. RefSeq lists its product as uncharacterized. The transcript is spliced from 2 exons. Lineage: Eukaryota; Fungi; Ascomycota; Sordariomycetes; Hypocreales; Nectriaceae. Bases 1 to 186 code for a protein of 61 amino acids. The record is from RefSeq and is a predicted model, not a curated record.
AUGGUGCCCGCGGCAGAUGAAGAUGCCCACGCGGAACAGGAAAAGGGGGCUUCCUUGUGGUUCCAGGGUCCUGCGAUUCCUGUGCGUGCUCGCCGCAGCGCCCAGCCCACUGGGACAUGUCCAUACGAAAGCUCCAGAAAAAAAAAGACCUUCGAGAAGCUGGGACGCGAGAUGCUGGCUGGUUGA